This is a messenger RNA of Cynara cardunculus var. scolymus (artichoke), 1302 nucleotides long. RefSeq lists its product as uncharacterized. The coding region runs from base 1 to 1302 and encodes 433 amino acids. Lineage: Eukaryota; Viridiplantae; Streptophyta; Magnoliopsida; Asterales; Asteraceae. Gene Ontology annotation, biological process: DNA repair; telomere maintenance. Gene Ontology annotation, molecular function: DNA helicase activity. The transcript is spliced from 4 exons. The record is from RefSeq and is a predicted model, not a curated record.
AUGACGUUAAAUCCGAAGUGGCCUGAAAUCCUUAGAGAGCUGUUGCCGGGUCAGACCACACCUGAUCGGCCAGACCUUGUUGCAAGAGUAUCCCCAAAUGCGCGAACUGGUCGUGCAACACAUGAUGCAUGGUCCUUGCGGUCAUUUACGACCGUCCAGUCCUUGUAUGCAAGAUGGAUGGUCCCGUAUAACCCGAAGCUGUUAAUGAUGUUUAAUUGUCAUAUCAAUGUUGAGGCUUGCUCGAGUAUAACAUCUGUGAAGUAUGUCUUCAAGUAUGUUUACAAGGGUCACGACAAACAUGUUGUUCAUAUCGAUUCAGAGGAAGAAAGGGUCGUUAUUAACGAAAUUAGAAGGUUCCAAGAUGCACGUUAUGUCUCCCCUCCCGAAGUGAUAUGGCGGAUUUUUAGUUUCACACUUUCCCAAAUUCACCCUUACGUGAUGGCGUUACAACUCCAUCUCCCUAACAAACAGAUGGUUAGGUUUAGAGAUGGUGAUAUAAUGACAGAUAUUGUCGAUGGAGAGAGAGAUAAGCGAACGAUGCUGACUGCAUUUUUUGAUAGGAAUAGAACAGACAUUAGUGCAAGACAAUAUUUGUACAAAGAAUUUCCAAAACACUACACAUGGAAUUGGAGCACACGUCGAUGGAAUCCCCGACAAAGAGGAUCAAUGAAAGGCCGACUUGUGUCUGCAAAUCCAGCUGAGGGAGAGCGGUUCUACCUACGCCUACUUUUGUCUCAUAUUACUGGGCCUACUUGCUUUGAAGAUCUAUAUAGUUUUAACGGCUUACUGCACCCUACAUUUUGCGAAGCAUCUCUUGAGAGAGGGCUAAUAAAGAACGAUGAUAACUUAUCCCAAUGUCUUGGAGAGACCUCCUUAUUUCAAUUUCCGGCUGCUCUUAGGAGGUUAUUUGCCACGAUGUUGAUUUAUUGUGAUCCAGGAGAUGUUCGCAAGUUAUGUGAUGACCACUAUGAUUCACUCUCUGAAGAUUAUACGCGACAAUGUGAAAGUGCUAAUCGAGUUCGUAAUUUGGUUCUAACUGAUAUCCUCGUUUUUCUACAGUCUAUGGUUGUGGAAGAUGAACACUUGCGUGCCCGAGACUCUUUGAAUUCUGACCUGAAAUACGCAUAUGAUGAGAUCAUGAGGCACGUAGACGAGGAUUGUCCAAGAGUGUUCUUUAUAGAUGGUCCUGGUGGAACCAGGAAGACUUUUUUGUACAAAGCUUUGCUUGCCAACAUCCGUUCACGUGGUCUUAUUGCUCUCGCAACCGCUUCGUCGGGUGUCGCUGCCAAUAACAUGCCUUGA